This is a messenger RNA of Ornithodoros turicata, 903 nucleotides long. RefSeq lists its product as uncharacterized. The transcript is spliced from 2 exons. The coding region runs from base 27 to 869 and encodes 280 amino acids. Lineage: Eukaryota; Metazoa; Arthropoda; Arachnida; Ixodida; Argasidae. The record is from RefSeq and is a predicted model, not a curated record.
CAGCAGCAACGAACACCAGGAUAAUCAUGAACGCUUUUGUCGUUGUGCUCAGCGCCCUAGUGGCUUGCGCCUCAGCAGGAGGUCUCGCGCAUGGCGGCGGAUACGGCGGAGGACUCGCUUAUGGCGCCGGUCGCGGCUACGGUGCCGGCCUGGGUUAUGGAGGCGGUCUGGGAUACGGAGCUGGCUUCGGCGGCGGAGCUGGUCUGGGAUUUGGAGGUGGCCUAGGCGGCGGAGCCGGUCUUGGACUCGGCGGUGGCCUCGGUGGCGCCGCCGGUCUUGGCCUUGCUGCUGGACUUGGAGCCGGAGUCGGCGUCGGAGUCGGUGGAACCCUCGCCGGCGGUGGCGUCGCCAGCGCCCCUCGUCUUGUCGGCGUUGGACCAGCCGUAACCCAAAGUGUUGCCACCGUCUCAGUUGUCAGACAGCCAGUCGUCCAGCAGCACCAUGUCACUCGCCAGGUGGUCAACUACGUCAGAGCCCCAGUAACCACUGUGUCCCACAACGUGAGGCCAGUUGUGCUCAACCAUGCUGCUGGCUUCGGCGGCGGCGCCGGUCUUGGAGGCGCUGGUCUCGGUGGAGCUGGUCUCGGUGCCGGUUACGGCCUUGCCGGAGGGUACGGCGCCGGAGCCGGUCUGAAGGGAGGUUACGGUCUUGCCGGAGGCUACGGCGCCGGAGCCGGUCUGAAGGGAGGUUACGGUCUUGCCGGAGGCUACGGCGCGGGAGCAGGUCUGAAGGGAGGUUACGGUCUUGCCGGAGGCUACGGCGCGGGAGCAGGUCUGAAGGGAGGUUACGGUCUUGCCGGAGGCUACGGCGCGGGAGCCGGUCUGAAGGGAGGCUACGGAGCUGCUGGAGGCUAUGGCAAGGGAUGGUAGAAUCACCCUGCGAACUUCAAGACAGUAUUUAAAU